AAGAAGGCAAAAGAGGAUGGGUCGUUGGUAGAUGUUCAUAUGAGUUGUUCUCUUCUACCAAAGCCUCCAACAUUCAAACGCAUACACAAAAAGUUAAAAUGAUCAAGAUUUCCUCAAAAGCAUCAUACCCAUCUUUAUUUGUAUCAUAGAUUCUCCCUCCUAGUAAUCACCCAUUCUCUAGGGUGGCUGAUCUCUUUGUAUAUUUCUGUUUCUUGAACAAAAGGUCUCUUCUUGACUCGGUUCUUCUUCUAUCAAAAUAUCCCAUUUUCUUUGACUGAGUACGCUGAAGCAAAUUUCUCUUUCUUCUUGGAGGCACAAUCUUCUUGAAGUGAUCGAAUCCUUUACCUUGUUAUAGCAGUACUAUAUUAAAUAAACAUAUUGAAAUUUCAGCCUAUCCACUCUCUUUCCUUUUAUUGCUUGAGAUUUCUUAAGUUUUUUGCUGGCACCAAACUGCCAGUUGUCUAUUUCUCUGUGUUGAGUAGCUCUAGUGUUCACUGAUUGGAAAAGUUUGAUUUAGCUGUGCAAAGCUGCAUGUGGUGGACGAAUACAUUCAAAUUUAGUAAAGGAGUUGAUGGUGAAUAUCUUAGAAAUUGAGCAUCUUCGGCUUAUUGAUAUGUUUUGUAGGAAACAAUAGUUCUGGAUUGAUACUCGGAGUUGGUUUGUUGGGAAUGGAGCACAUUCCUGUUGAAGUAAUUGGUAAUAUAUUAUCUGGGCUGGGAGGUGCCAGAGAUGUUUUGAUAGCAUCUGCGACAUGUCGAAAGUGGCGAGAAGCUUGCCGCAAACACCUUCACACACUUUCAUUCAAUUCCAAUGAUUGGCCUGUCUAUCGUGAUCUGACAACUAGUCAGCUGGAAAUAUUGAUAACACAAACUAUUUUUCAAACCUCUGGGUUGCAAGGCCUGUCAAUUUUGAUGGAUGAUGUUGAUGAGUUCUCAGCUUCAACUGUUAUUGCUUGGCUCAUGUAUACCAGAGAAACUUUACGGGGGUUGUUCUAUAAUGUUCGGACUACUCCAAAUGUUAAUAUUCUUGAGAUUUGUGGGAGGCAGAAGCUUGAAAUGUUGAAAUUGUCCCAUAACUUGAUAGCAGGGGUUGAACCCAAUUUCCAAAGGUUCCCUUGCUUGAAAUCCCUUUCUUUGAGUCAUGUCAGUAUCUCGGCACUUGAUCUCAGUCUUUUACUCACUGCCUGCCUAAAGAUUGAGACAUUGGAACUUAUCAAUCCAGAGAUUGCAAUGUCUGACGCACAGGUGACAAUUGAACUCAGUAGUCCUACAUUAAAGAGUGUUUAUGUUGAAGCAAUUAGUUUGGACAAGCUUAUAUUGGAGGCAGAUAGUAUCGAGUCUUUGCACUUGAAGGAUUGUGCUCUUGAGCUAUUUGAACUCAUUGGAAAGAGAACUUUGAAGCAUUUCAAGAUUGAUGAUGUUAGUGUUUUACAUCUUGAUAUUAGUGAAACAGUUGAAAAUCUUGAGUUCGUCGAUGUCAGCAACUUCACAAUUAUUUGGCCGAAGUUCUACCAACUAUUCUCAAAAUCAUCAAAGUUGAGGAGGCUUCGUCUUUGGGAUGUGGUCUUUGAUGAUGAGGAUGGUAUUGUGGAUUUGGAAACUAUUGCUAUUUGUUUUCCGCAACUUAGCCAUCUUUCAUUAAGUUAUGACUUAAGAGAUGGGGUACUUCAUUACAGUUUGCAAGGAUCUUCAAACUUGGUGAAUGUGGUUGUCUUGGAGCUUGGAUGGACAGUAAUUAAUGAUCUUUUCUCAUGUUGGGUUGAGGGCCUACUAAAGCGUUGCCCGAAUCUUAGGAAGUUAGUAAUUCAUGGAGUUGUUUCAGAGGCCAAAAGACAAGAAGAAUGUCUGAUGUUGGCUGAUUUCACUUCAUUAAUGGUUCAACUUAUGAGGAAAUACAUGAAUGUAGAUGUGCAAUUUGAGUAUGAAUAGAAAUUCUGUGAUUACUUUGGUCGAUAUUCAAGUUUUGUAUUCAUCAUUUGUAUUAGCACAUAUUCAGGUAAAAAUUACAGCAUUUAGAGAUUGAAUAUCCUUUUUUAUGCCCUGUAAAUGAUCAUUGAAGUCUUCUUUUAUCAUUGAAAUAUUACUUCAGCAAAAGAAACAUGUUCUCUAA
Molecule: messenger RNA, 2109 nt
Organism: Hevea brasiliensis (rubber tree)
Lineage: Eukaryota; Viridiplantae; Streptophyta; Magnoliopsida; Malpighiales; Euphorbiaceae
Product: F-box/LRR-repeat protein At1g67190
Exons: 2
Coding region: 669-1928 (419 amino acids)
Molecular function (GO): protein binding
Source: RefSeq, a predicted model, not a curated record